This is a messenger RNA of Amaranthus tricolor (Joseph's coat), 1569 nucleotides long. RefSeq names its product BURP domain-containing protein 5-like. The transcript is spliced from 5 exons. Lineage: Eukaryota; Viridiplantae; Streptophyta; Magnoliopsida; Caryophyllales; Amaranthaceae. The record is from RefSeq and is a predicted model, not a curated record. Bases 262 to 1251 code for a protein of 329 amino acids.
CAACGUCCAAAAGGUAUAUAUGGUAUUAGAAAAAUAAAAAAAAAAUAAAAUAAAAAACUAAAAUAAAAAAAUAAAAUAAAACAGUACUAAAGGGUAUCUGUGUACAGCUGUUUCCAUGAACCCAAUCACCCAUGUGGUUCCAAGCAAUAUUUAAAGGGCAAAUAACAAAGUAUUCCUUAUAAAUAGGGGUUUACCUGAUUCAUAAUUCUUCACCACCUUACUACUCACUUCUCUUAAGUUUUCUUUCCCACUUCUUUAAAAAUGGCAGCUAUGAAUCACUGCUUCUUCUUCCUCCUCUUCAUCGCUUCGGUAGCUGUUGGUGGAGUCUAUGCGAGUACAAGCAGUUCAGAUGCAAAAGCAUAUUGGAAUAUGAAAUUCCCAAACAUCCCCAUGCCACCUGUUUUGGAGCUUAUGCUGCCAAAUCCAUCAGGAUUUGAUUUCCAAAAAGGCAAAGCUAGUUUCAGCAGGGAUAAGACCAUGGCUCUCUACAGUUGGUACAAUUACGACUUGAAAACAUCAGGUGUACAGAUGAAAAACAAGAUGUUCACAUCGAUGUUUAUUCGAGAAGAAGACCUCCUUAAAAAAGGCACUAUCCAUGAAUUGCAAUACUUAGGUCCAUCUGACCUUGGUCCUCCCUUUAUGAGAAGAGAUGAAGUUAAAGAAAUACCAUUUUCAUCUUCAAACUUAGAACAAGUACUUUCAUCAUUCAACAUUGACUCAAUAUCAAAACAAGCAAUAUUGAUGCAAUCCACUUUGAGUCGUUGUGAAGAUCCUUCUAAGUUUGGACACCAUACUUGUUCUCCUUCUUUAGAAGAUAUGGUUGAUUUUGUUACUUCUGAGUUUCAACUAUCAAACCCUACUUUUAAUGAUCUUAAAGUCCUUGGUGUUACUGUCACCCCACCAAUGCAACUUAAUCAAAGAUAUCUGAUAACACAAGUAGAGAAAGUGGUUGAGAUUGGAAAACCAACAAUAGCAUGUCACAAAGCUGCAUUCCCAUAUGGAGCAUUCAUGUGCCACCGCAUGGAAGGAGCUCGGGCUUACCGGGUAGAGCUUCAAAGCCUUGACAAUGAGAAGCUGAAGGUAGAUACUGCUUUAGUUGGGUGUCAUCAUGACACUGAUAAUUGGAGUCCUUCUUACGCUGCGUUUGGACUCCUUGGACUCAAACCAGGCCAACCUGUCUGCCAUUUCUUACUCGCAGACAAUGUUAUUUUCAUUAAGAAUGAUCAUGUCUUGAAGACAUUCGUUCAAUGAUCGAUUAACUUGGGAAUUAAUCAACCACAAAUGCUGUGAUCGAUAUAUCACAUAUUGUAUGAUAAUAUUUGUGAUAAAAUUAAUGUGAGAGUGAUUGAUGUUUAAAUUGUAUAUGUAAAAGAGCAAGAAAUACAGUACCAAAGAUAAUAAAUAGCGGACCUGAAUUUGGUAAAUCAAUAAAACUCUCCCCUUUAUGUUUGCCUUUCAAAUUUAGUAGGAGAUCGAAUGUUUGAAUGCAUUCUCUCUGUGGCAGAUUGUAUUAUGUAGAUGGAAAUGGACAAACAUUUUUUUCAGAAAUUUUAGCUACAAAUGGCCUAA